AUGGCUGCGCCAACUCCGCCAGCACCGCCCGUCGGUCCAGAUACCUUGAUUACCAUCAAGGUUCUGCUCAACGAAUCGGUUAAUCGACGCUUCAAGAUUCCCUUGCGAGAUUUAGGUGCUCGUGUAUUUCCUCAAAGGAUCCGCUCCUUGUUAUCAGUUCCACCCGCUUGCUCCCUACUGCUUGAACGCUAUUCCGACAGCCUUGCCAGCUACAUCGUGCUAGACAGCGAGAAUCCCGCCGUGUACAAGCAACUCUACCGUGCUGCCAAGGCUAAACUCAAACUCCGCAUCAAGGCCACCACCAAACCCGAGGAGAUCAUCCCAGCUUCCACCGUCUACGUCGAGGACUCUCCUAUACAGGAACAAUCUCACCAGCGUUUCCGCUACUUGGAGACUGUGUUGAGCCCUUCAAACACACAGACCGGCUCUCAGCCCAACAAGAAUAUGACGUCAACACUUUCUUCACGCGUGCGGUCCUUCUCCCCCGUGCCCUCCGUUCACGAGGAGAAGCAGCCCGCCUUCCCUCUUCGACUUGCCAACAACCGCCUUGCCAAUGCGUUCUGCAUUGACUGCAACAACUGUGGAGGUAACAUUCCUAGCGAGCACUAUCACUGCAGCAUCUGCGACGAUGGUGAUUAUGACUUGUGCCUUGCUUGCGUUGAAGCCGGUGUAUCCUGUCAUGGCGAGGACCACUGGUUGUUGAAGCGCUUCGUGCAGAAUGGUGUCAUAGUCAACAGCGUUACUGAGAUUGCACCCAAACGUCUUUCGGAAUCCGUUGCCACAGACAAACCCACAGAGGAGCCUACUCCGGUCAAGGAAGAACCAAGGGUUGAAGAAAAGGAGACUGUUCCCGAGCCAGAGAUCAAGGAAGAACAGAAGGAAGUGGUAGAUGAACGGACUUGCAAUGCAUGCUUUAGAGGAUUCUCCGAGAUGACGAUGGUUCACUGCGACGACUGUGAUGACUACGACUUGUGUGUCAGCUGCCUAUUGAUGAACAACCAUGGACACAACCCUGCCCACGCUUUUACAAUUAUCAAAGACCACCAACUCGGCUUGAAGAAUCUAGUUGUUUCUCGUUGCCGUCCAGGCCGCCAUUUCCAUCAUGCAGCCAUCUGCGACGGAUGUGAAAAUCGCAUUGUUGGAGUUCGACACAAGUGCCUUAGUUGCCCUGAUUGGGAUUACUGUUGGUCAUGCGUGAAGAAAGCCGAUCAGCUACAUCCUCAACACCGAUUUGUGCCAAUCUACGAAGCAAUUUCUGAACCAAAAUUCACUCAGGAUGUUCACAUUGGCAUCUACUGCGACGGUCCUUUGUGCCGCAACAAGCCAUCGGCCUCGUACAUCACCGGUGUACGAUACAAGUGUGCUGUCUGCCACGACACUGAUUUCUGCGCCGCCUGUGAGGCCUUGCCAACGAAUACUCACAACCAGACCCAUCCAUUGAUCAAGUUCCGCACUCCAGUACGCAAUGUUACUGUCAGCACGCUGGGCGAUGAUGGAUUUGGUGGUCAGACUAUGGUUAUGGGUGAUCGGACUCCAGCAGCCGUGCAUAACGUCUUCGACGUCUCUUCCACAAACUCUACCGUAGUCGAAGCACCAUCUGUUGUUGAGAAGGCCGAACCCCCGGCUGCCGAAUUCAAGGAUGUUCCUGAAGUCCAGGAUGCUCCUGAAGUUGAGUAUGUCCCUCAAAUCAAGUCAUCUCCCGAGACUCCCGAGACUCCCGAAACACCCCGUCAAUCUUCAGGUGAUUUCGCCGAUGACUAUAGCGCCUUUUUCAUGAAGGAUGCUGUUUCCGACGGAACGACUAUGCCUCCAUCCCAUGUUUUCCGACAGACCUGGACACUUUACAACCCAGGACCAUCGACCUGGCCAGCAGGCACUAGCGUUCGUUAUGUUGGCGGUGAUGCCAUGUUCAAUGUCAACACCGAGCAUCCUUCUAGCGUUGUCGCUCUUGCCGAAGCCAUGUCGAGUAACGAGCUAACUCAUACAGUUGCCCCAUCGGAGUCUGCUGACUUCUCGAUCACAUUGAAGAGCCCUCAGCGUACCGGUACUUCUAUUUCUUACUGGCGCUUAAAGCUUCCCAAUGGAACUCCUUUCGGUCACAAACUUUGGUGUGAUAUUAAAGUGGUUGAUGAGCCAGUUGAAGCUGAGCCGGUCGUUGAGAAGGAGGUUGUCGAGGCUGCUACCGAGACUAAGGCCGAAGCUGAGACUGAGACUGAAAUGACUGGUAGCAAUAUGGUCUUCCCUAAGCUCGAAAAGGAGUCUCCAGUGUCCAGCACUCAUGAGGCACUUGCUGAACACCCUGCUCCUUCCGUGACCACUGUCGAUGAUCAGGCUCUUCCCGAAGAUGUGGAGAGCUUGACUCUUGAAGACAGUGACGAUGGAUUUUUCACUGAUGAAGAAUACGACAUUCUCGAUGCUAGCGACCAGGAAUCAAUCAUGGGAAAGCACUAGCCUGAAACUCAACUUAUGACCUUAAAUUGUUACGUUGUCUACUCAUUUGAUCAUGGUCUAAUUUGGUUCUAGGUCCAUCCGGGCGUUCACAUUCAUUUGACUAGUUUUCUCGAUUGUUAUUUGCGUGUUAUGUAACCUAUGAUCUAAUAACUUUCAUUAUC
Messenger RNA from Talaromyces stipitatus ATCC 10500, 2612 nucleotides. RefSeq names its product ZZ type zinc finger domain protein. The transcript is spliced from 4 exons. The coding region runs from base 1 to 2451 and encodes 816 amino acids. Lineage: Eukaryota; Fungi; Ascomycota; Eurotiomycetes; Eurotiales; Trichocomaceae. Gene Ontology annotation, molecular function: zinc ion binding. The record is from RefSeq and is a predicted model, not a curated record.